UUAUUUAAAACGCUCAAGUGUUCCAAGUGUAAGUUUGACUGGCCAAUGGGAAGGAGCAUUAGUGGUCCAAGUGUGUAAGUUUCUUUUUUUUUUUUAAUCCUUUUUAAUGAUUGGAAGGGGCAUUAUUUGGGCAUUAUUCCCACUACGCCACUUUUGCAAUAACGCCCCAUGAUGACUGGACUGCCACGUGUCGAAUAAUGCCCCAUGAUAAGGGCAUUAUUUGGCUAAACCACUACACAUAUGGUCUUAGUUAUAAAAAAAAAAAAAAGAAAAAAAAACCUAAUUCUCCAUUCUUGUGGAUGAACUCCACAAUCACCUCUCACCAUCUCUCUACCCCGAAAAGAACUAACACCUAAACGGUUAAACCUUGAUGUAAUGUCAAACAUAUACAUGUACCUCUGAUGAUUAAAAGUCAAAUAAAAAGAUUUAAAAAUUGGCAUUCACCCCACAAACUGACAAAACACCUUUUCAAACCACCAACCACACAUAGAAACCGGGUAUGGGUCGUCAUCGGACCCCCCAAAGAGGUGGGGAUGCAUACAUAUAUAACAACACAUCCGACAGGUUAGAAUCUCAUAAAAUAACCACUUUCUAAACCGGCGGCGACACUUGUACCAACUCCGACGAUCUCAAAUGAAGCUCGCGACAACAAUAAUGGCGUCGAACCCACAACGGUCUGAUGUCAGAAGCACCGACGACUACGGUUCAGAACUAAACACAAGUUCAACCGUUGAGCUUGCUGCAAUCUCCGACCUAACAAGGGGGGCAGCAGGGGAGCUGACGGUAAUCCGAACAUUACGGCGUUUAAUCGGGCCUGUUUUUGUACCACAUUUUAGGCCUUUGAUUUGUCAACUUGUGAGUGAUGAACUGGGAAAACAGAAGGCUUUGAUUAGCAUGAAAGGGGACACUGAAAACAAGGGCAGUACUUCCGUUGUGAAACGCUUAAAGCUACAGUUCAGAAACAAGAUUGCCCUGCCAGUCUACACCGGAAUGCCUCUUUUAAGCGAUAACAACACACCCAUUGAAAUAGCCUUGAUUGAUCUUCUUAAUGACCUGAUAGUGAAUACUGGGGCUGAAUCUACUGCAAAGCUGGAAAUAUUUGGUUUUCGGGUCGGUGAUGAUGGUGGUAGUGAUGAUGAUAGUUGGACUUAUUCAGAGUUCCAAGAAAAAAUUCUGAGUGAAAGGAAAGGGAAACGGAUCCUACAAGGAAAGACUUCUUUACAUAUUGCCCCGCUUGCAGUAUGCGCAUAUAAUGUAUAUAUGUGUGAUCGCUCGGGGGGCAAAAGUGAAAGUGCACUAAUUUUAACGUUAUUUUACUAAUUUCGUGAAAAUAACGUUAAAAUAGGGGGAUGGUUAAUCAUGGAUCAUGUGGUGGCGUUGAUAGCCGAAUGACAAGGUAGUACAUGCACUAAUCGGCAGUUGUCUCAAUUGUUGAGUGUUAUGUGCCUUAUGUCCAAGGCCUAAUGCAAAACUACUAUCGAGUCGGGGGGUCUCACUAGAAGCAGCCUCUCUAUUCCUACGGGGUAGAGGUAAGACUGUCUACAUCUUACCCUCUUCAGACCUUACCUUAGCUUUGCUAUUGAUGGGAUUUACGAAGGAGGAGGAGGAUGAUGAUAACUUCUUUACAUUUAGCACAAUACUGCCAACAGAAUUUCCAAAACAAGGUCGGAAGUACUUAAACCAGGUAACAGAGAUUAACCAAAACAACUUACCACGUAUCAGCAUACUCCCCGCAGUCCAGACAGAAGAAAAAACUAAUGAGAACUUAAUUCGCAAAACACAUACAAGACAACAUUCAUGAGAUUCAUAAUUUGAAAAGACAUACAGCUAUUGUUUUAUUUUUGACUCAAUAGAUGCCAUACAAUAGUAGAAGACAUGAAAAAUAUCAUUUUUCUUUUAAAUAUGUAAAGAUACAUGUGAUUGAGGAGUUUUUUCCUAUAUGGAAAGAUACCUGUAGUUCAUAAUUUACUUGA
Messenger RNA from Helianthus annuus (common sunflower), 1973 nucleotides. Its product is annotated as calmodulin-binding protein 60 C. Gene Ontology annotation, biological process: regulation of salicylic acid biosynthetic process. The transcript is spliced from 4 exons. Gene Ontology annotation, molecular function: calmodulin binding; sequence-specific DNA binding; DNA-binding transcription factor activity. The record is from RefSeq and is a predicted model, not a curated record. Gene Ontology annotation, cellular component: nucleus. NCBI's taxonomy places the organism in Eukaryota, Viridiplantae, Streptophyta, Magnoliopsida, Asterales, Asteraceae. The coding region runs from base 634 to 1320 and encodes 228 amino acids.